This is a messenger RNA of Symbiodinium necroappetens, 921 nucleotides long. NCBI's taxonomy places the organism in Eukaryota, Dinophyceae, Suessiales, Symbiodiniaceae. The record is from the annotation of a GenBank genome assembly.
AUGGACAACAUUUGUCCGAGACGUGAAAACUGCGUUUCUGCAGAGCAAUUGCUAGUACUGCUGACGGAAAUCUACGGCCUGGUGAGCGGCCCCUCCUGGUGGCGCUCCACCUUUCUUCUGCGGACUACCAGGCUCGGCUACAAGGUUUGCCCCUUUGAACCGUGUGUGCUCACAUUACCGGGGACCGAGCCAGCCUCAGCUACGCGAGGAGCCUUGGUAAUAGAAGUGGACGACGUGGUUGAGUGUGGCGAUGACCGUCAUCGCGAAUGCGUGUCCGAGCUGGAGAAGACGAUCAAGUUCGGCAAGUCCAUCAACGUGCAGGAGACAGAGACGAUGUACGCGGGCCGGAGUCUGAAACAGUUGCCCGACUACUCCUUUGAGUUGCACAUGGAGCAGUACGUGUACACCAGGCUGUCCCCGAUCGUGCUCUCUCGCAAGGUGCUUAAGAAGGACGCGGCGUCGGUGGUGCUCAACGAGUCUGAGCAGACGCAGCUGAGGGGCGCCAUCGCGGCGCUCUCCUGGGUGUCACGGGAGUGUCGACCGGAUGCAGCAGCUGCAUCCAGUGCGCUGGCCUCUUCUUUCCCGGACCCAACGGUGGAGACGCUGUAUCAGGCCAAUGACGUUAUCCGACACCUCAAGCAGCACCCGGUGAAACUACGCAUCCACGCCAUUCCCGAGGCAGACGUCCGCAACAUCCUCAUCGCGGACUCGGCGUUUGACACGAGUGGCAAGGAAAGGUCCCAGCACGGCUUCCUUCUCGGCUUCACGGACAAGACGCUAAACGUGGGACAUAGCGCUCCAGUGAGCCUCAUUAUGUGGCGGUCAAAGAGGUUGAGAAGGAAAGCCUCAUCCUCCAUGCUAUGCGAGGCUCUGUCGAUGUCUUCGGCAACCGCGGCUCUGGAGAAGCAAGAUGCCUUGUGG